Cataglyphis hispanica is the source of this 2585-nucleotide messenger RNA. RefSeq names its product protein O-mannosyl-transferase 2 (gene twisted). The transcript has 14 exons. Gene Ontology annotation, cellular component: endoplasmic reticulum; membrane. Gene Ontology annotation, biological process: protein O-linked glycosylation via mannose. The coding region runs from base 204 to 2348 and encodes 714 amino acids. Gene Ontology annotation, molecular function: dolichyl-phosphate-mannose-protein mannosyltransferase activity. The record is from RefSeq and is a predicted model, not a curated record. Lineage: Eukaryota; Metazoa; Arthropoda; Insecta; Hymenoptera; Formicidae.
AUUCACGUGCAGAAUCGUUAGCCGUCGUGUGUGCGACAGUGUGGGUGUAGAUGUGUUGGAUUGUAUGUUCUUAUUUUUUUUGUUUUUUGAGCACUUUGAAGAGGCCGGAAAGAUUGUAUAAUUUUUGUACAAUUUAAUUUAAAUGAACUAAUAUAUAUCUAAUUUACUAAGUAAAUACAAAUUAAGUAAUUACAAAUUAAAAUAUGAAAAACGCUAUUCAAGAGAUCACUUGUAAAUCGGAAAAUGCACCGAACGCGGAAGUAAACGAAAAGAAAAAUAGUACAACAUAUUGGUGGCUCAUGCUUGGAAGCAUAAUUGUACUUACUUUAAUCACCAGAUUUUAUAAAGUAACAGAACCUGAACAUGUGUGUUGGGAUGAAACACAUUUCGGUAAAAUGGGCAGUUGGUAUAUAAAUAGGACAUUCUUCUUUGAUGUGCACCCACCUUUGGGAAAGAUGCUCAUUGCUCUGUCCGGGUAUAUGACAGGCUACGAUGGGAAAUUUGCCUUUGAAAAACCAGGAGAUAAAUUUGAGAAUGUCAAUUAUAUUGGUAUGAGAAUAUUCUGCACAAUUCUGGGUGCAUCCAUUGUCCCUUUAUCUUAUCUCAUCGUAUGGGAUCUUACCAAGUCAAUUCGUGCCUCUGCCCUUUCUGCUAUUUUCAUUCUGUUUGAUGUAGGACUGCUGACGUUAAAUCAAUAUAUACUCUUAGAUCCAAUACUACUGUGUUUUAUGAUGUGUGCAACAUGGGGCAUGGCGCGCGUGGCGUCGCUCCAGGAUCGGCCGUUCACGCGAUCCUGGUGGUUCUGGUUAUCGUUUACAGGAGCCUCGCUCGCAUGCACGAUCAGCGUGAAAUUCGUCGGGCUAUUUGUCGUUCUGCUCGUGGGUCUUUACACCAUGUACGAGCUCUGGCGAGAAUUGGGUGAUUUGUCCAAACCUAUCUCUUAUGUGGGGAAACAUUUAUUAGCACGGUGCUUUUGUCUCAUCCUAUUACCGGUUUUACUUUACAUGCUAUUUUUUUAUAUCCAUCUUUCUGUUUUGAAUAAAAGCGGAAGUGGCGAUGGAUUCUACAGUUCCGAGUUUCAGUCUUUAUUACGAGGGAAUUCCUUAUACAACGCAACGAUGCCGCGGCAAUUAGCAUAUGGUGCCACCAUUACAUUAAAAAAUCAUCGUACAGGCGGCGGCUACUUACAUUCUCAUUGGCAUUUGUAUCCCGAGGGAGUUGGCGCCAGACAGCAACAGAUCACUACCUAUUCCCACAAGGAUGACAAUAAUCUAUGGUUAGUGAAGAAAUUUAACACGGACGCGAUACCGUCUGAACCGGAGUUGGUCAAACACGGCGAUCUCGUUCGCUUGGAGCAUAUUAUUACGAGGCGGAAUUUACACUCGCACAAGGAGAUCGCGCCGAUAUCGAAGAAGCACUACCAAGUCACAGGAUACGGAGAGAACGGUACAGGCGAUGCAAACGAUAUUUGGAAAAUAUUGAUAAUGAAUGGACAAAAUGAUGAUGUGGUGGAAACUGUGACGAGUAAAUUGAAAUUUGUACAUUAUCUUCAUCAUUGCGUGCUAACGUGUAGCGGUAAAACGUUGCCGAAAUGGGGAUACAGCCAACAAGAAGUUUCCUGCAAUCCCAACAUGAGAGACAAGAAUGCAUUAUGGAACAUCGAGGACAAUCAGUAUGCCAAAUUACCAAACGUCAGCUUCCGGGUAUACGCUCCGGGAUUCCUCAAUAGAUUCCUGGAGUCACAUGCUGUAAUGCUACAAGGAAAUUCAGAUUUGAAAGUGAAAGAGGGAGAGGUGUCCUCGCGGCCUUGGCAGUGGCCUAUAAAUUACAGAGGGCAAUUCUUCUCCGGAAACAAUCAAAGAAUAUAUCUGCUCGGCAAUCCCAUCAUUUGGUGGGGAAACAUAAUCUUUCUUGCGAUAUUCGUGAUUUUUUACAUUUACGCAUUAGUGCGCGAACAACGGGGCUGCAUCGACGAUGCCGUUAUCCUCGAGCAGCGCGGCAAGAUUACGCAUGCCGGCAAGUGGCUUUUUCUCGGAUGGAUCUUGCAUUACGCGCCGUUCUGGGCAAUGACCAGGGUGCUGUACUUCCAUCAUUAUUUCCCGGCGCUACUGUAUAGUUCCAUGUUGACUGGGAUUAUAUUGAAUCAUAUUAUCGAGUGCCUCCUAUUGUUGCUUCCCGGUAAAGUGGGAAAUACGAUUUACCAUGUCAUGCUGGGAAUUGUUAUUUCCGGUACUGUAUAUAGUUUCUAUCUAUUUUCGCCAUUGGCUUACGGGAUGGACGGACCCUCAGCCAUGGAUCCAGCGAGCUCAAUGCAUUCUUUGCGAUGGAUGGAGUCUUGGGAAUUUUAAAGCCUGAUUUAACCGGCGUAAUGCAAAGUAUUUUAUAUGUACUUAAGUAUUUUAUAUAUAUGAGAACGACUGUGAGAUGCUGGGAAAAAUAUUGAUAUUAUUUAUACAUAUAAUUUAAUUUUUACGAGCUAUAUAGCGAUUUAUAUCAUUGUUUAUAUUUUUUACAAGUUUAUUCAUACAAUAUUGAAACGAUUUAAUAGUAAAUUGAGUCGUUAAUCCACUUUAGAAGCAUGCGAU